GCGGAACAUAGACAAUAAUGGAGACGUAAACCGUUGAAACAGCAGCCUAUAAAUUGUACCAAAUUGCUGACCAGGGGGAGAUCUCCACCGUGACGAUUAUUGCCACAGCCCUCCCCCAGAUAUUCCCUCUCUCUCUCCUUCCCCCUCUGUGUUCCGGUACUUUUUCUUUUGAUCGCGUGGCGUCCUCCUUAUUCUCGGUGCCUACCUUGUUACCUCCAGGCCUAUUGAGUCUUAUAUUGCCAGCUCCUUCCCUCCGCCCUCCGCCCUCCGACCUCCCUCCUUUACCUGCGACACUCUCCAUCUGAGAGGCUGCAUGGAGACGGCGCUAUGAGUACCACCGAAUUUCACACCGAACAACAUUCGGACAACUCGCACCCCAGCCCAGCUCCGAGUAACGCGGGCUCGACGGGGACGUCGGGCAUCACCGUGCGCAAUGGGCCGCAAGGCCAACCGCUGAGUUUCAGAAGGCAACGUGCAUCACGCGCGUGCGAGGUACGUUCUGGAUUCUCGAGGGGCGACGCGACUGGGGUGCCGAGGUUCUCUCGCACCUCGGCUCGGUUGCUUAUCGGUGAACUGCAUAUACUCCCCCACGAUAGCUUCGAACUGGACGAGAUGGCUGACUGUGUUUCUUUGGGAAUUAGACUUGUCAUGCUCGAAAGGUGUGUCCGAUGUGAUGCUGCUAGUCUCGGGGUGCCCUGCACCAAUUGUGUCGCCUUCUCGAUCGAAUGCAAGAUUCCCUCGCCGAAACGAAAGAAGAGCCAAGCCAAGAGCAAGGAUGAAUCGCGGUAUGGUGACAGCCCCCCACAUACUGCCUCCUCGCUCGUCGAUGCCGCCGUUGCUCAGUUUCGACCCACCGAGGAGCCGGCGCGCUCUGGGUCUGUGUCUGGAUCUGUCUCAGCACCCCGGGAAGCGGAGCGGAGCUCCGACUCGGAUGAGAAGGAUGCUUUUGGAUACAGGAAAAACCGCAUGGCUGCCGAAGGCAUGCCCGUUACCUCUCUUUCCGAGGCUGAGGCAGCCCAACAAGCGUCGGCCAAUAAUGCCUAUGCUCAAUUUAUGAAGCCCAAGUUUGCCCGUGCUCCGAUUAAAGAUGCUGGCCGGGUGGCGUACCUAGGCGAGUCGUCAAAUCUGUCCCUGCUGGUUCAAGAUCGACAUGGAACCACGGAUGUCGUGCACUACCCGCUCCCACCGAAUAUCAGAGGAUCUCGUGCCCGCUUGACGGACUUGGACAAUUUGGAAAUCGACAUUCUACACCAGCGAGGUGCUUUCUUGCUCCCUCCCAAACCGCUGUGCGAUGAGUUGGUCGAUGCUUACUUCAAGUGGGUGGCGCCCGUGGUGCCCAUUAUCAACAAGAGUCGCUUCAUGCGUCAAUACCGGGACCCUAAGAACCCGCCUUCGUUGCUACUCUUGCAGGCGAUUCUGCUGGCAGGAUCGAGAGUCUGCACCAACCAGCAGCUGAUGGAUGCCAAUGGGUCGACCACCCCCGCUGCCAUGACUUUUUACAAGCGUGCUAAGGCGCUGUAUGAUGCCAACUAUGAGGAUGAUCGUGUCACCAUCGUGCAGGCACUAGUGCUAUUGGGCUGGUACUGGGAAGGACCUGAAGAUGUCACCAAGAACGUCUUCUAUUGGACCCGGGUCGCGAUGGUAGUAGCACAGGGCUCUGGAAUGCACCGCAGUGUGGAAAUGUCACAGCUCAGCAAACCAGACAAGAGACUCUGGAAGAGGAUUUGGUGGACUCUUUUCACCCGUGAUCGUUCUGUGGCUGUCGCAUUGGGACGUCCAAUCGGGAUUAAUACAGACGACUCGGAUGUUGAAAUGGUGACAGAAGACGAUUUCAUUGAAGAUGAGCUUGAUGCUCCCGCCGAUAUUCCUCCAGAUCCCGUCCAUGUUCACUUCUUCCUUCAAUAUGUCAAGCUGUGCGAGAUCAUGGGCUUGGUUUUGUCGCAGCAGUACUCUGUGGCUUCGAAGUCACGGCGCAUGAAUGCAAUGGACCUCACCCACUCAGAUAUGGCCUUGGCCGAUUGGCUGCAGAACUGCCCCAAGGAAGUUUGCUGGCAACGGUCUAAACAUCAUUUCUGGGCUGCACUUUUGCAUUCAAACUACUAUACCACGCUCUGCCUUCUUCACAGGGCUCACAUGCCGCCCGCCUCGUCUGCCCCGAAUAGUUACAGGGUUGAAGAAAUGGCAUACCCAUCACGAACCAUUGCCUUCCAGGCGGCAGGAAUGAUCACUUCUAUUGUCGAGAACCUACACGCUCACGGAGAGAUUCGAUUUGCCCCCGCAUUUAUCGUUUACAGCCUGUUUUCAGCCUUGAUCAUGCACGUAUAUCAAAUGCGCUCGUCGGUCCCUUCAAUUGUGACGACCUGCCAGGAAAGAAUCAAUGCGUGUAUGCUGGCGCUAAAGGAUGUAUCAAAGGUUUGGCUAGUGGCGAAGAUGGUCAACACGCUCUUUGAGUCUAUUCUCGGAAAUAAGAUUCUAGAGGAGCGACUCCAGAAAGCUGCAGGUCGGAAACACCAGCGAAACCGGCACGAAAACGCGGCCCCUUCGAAGAAGCCAGACCCGCCGAAGCGCAAGUUCGACGACAUGGACCUCGGACUGCCGAACGGCGGUCCUACACCUCCUGUCUCGUACGAGCGCUCUCGUCCCCAGACACCUGCCGUCACACCAUCCAGAGAGCUGAAUCAACCCACUUUGGGCCACCAAUCACCCAACACACACCGCGGUCCCCACGAUCCAAUGACAGGCACAGGCAACUCCCGAGCCAACACCCGACCAACAACUCCCUUCAACGGCCAAUUCUCCCUCCCUGCCACACCCCCCGACUUCUUCCUAGUAACGCGCGCCUCGCCCAACCUCUCCCCCUCCCUCUGGGAGAACUUCCAACCUGACCAACUCUUCCCAGACGGCACAGCUUUCUUCCCAGAGCUGACCUCCCCGCCACCACCUGGCUCUGUCGACCCAUCCCUCCAAAUCCCAUCCAACCUCCCCCCGAACAUGUCCCAGCGUCCAGGCCCAAUGAUGAACAACCAGCCCCAACCCGUUCCAGGCGGCCGCAGCAUGUCCGUCUCCCAGGCUAGCCCACAGGUGAUGCAGGGCAUCCCCGGCGCCGUCGGCAUGCAGCCCACAGGCCCACAGCAACAAAUGUUCAGCAUGGAAGGCCAGCAGACAUGGCCCCCGAUGCAUGGCCUUGAUGGAACGAUGAGCGGUGCGGCCAUGGACAAUGCCAGUCAGGAUGAUAACUGGAGUAGCAGUUCGCGCAGUGGACCUACUGCGCCUACGACGCUGAAUGUCGAGGACUGGUUCCAGUUCUUUGGUAUUAACGGUGGCUUUGGAGAUUUGGCUGCGUAAUCAUGUCCCCACGCUCGAGAAUUAUCCAUGACGUUUACUUUUGGUUUCCUUCUUGGGAUGCCGGCUUGGGUUUUGGCUUCAGUAUUGGAUUGGAAUAAUGUACUUCCAAUCCACUUUGCGCACUCUAAUCUAAUUGCUAUGCUAUGGUAUGUUGGUAUAUACUAUCAUCCCUAUCUCUAUCUCUAUCUCUUGCACCUUUCCUUCCUGCUAUCUGCGUCUGAUUUAACAAAACGGAUUACGAGGUGGUUCUGGCUGGGCGUUUUGGAGUGGGAUUGGUUGAUUGGCCGGGUUGUGUUUUGUGUUCUAUGUCUGGGGUUGAUCUGUUCUUUGGAUAUCCUUGGAGGCUGGUUGCUGUUUUCAUUUAUUUUCUCACUUAUUUCUUCCCUUCUUCCUUCUUGUCACUUGUUCUCUUAUCCUUUCAUCUCUUUUGGUUAUGUUUUUUUUCUACAUUUUUGUUUGUUGGUCAUUAGGUAAAACUUCACGGACUGGAAUCCAGAGGGAGUUGGGAGGAGUAGGAGUAUAUACAUUUUCAAUUCCAAUUGCU
Penicillium canescens is the source of this 3889-nucleotide messenger RNA. RefSeq names its product CeGAL family transcription factor (gene farA). The record is from RefSeq and is a predicted model, not a curated record. Bases 328 to 3345 code for a protein of 1005 amino acids. NCBI's taxonomy places the organism in Eukaryota, Fungi, Ascomycota, Eurotiomycetes, Eurotiales, Aspergillaceae. Gene Ontology annotation, molecular function: zinc ion binding; DNA binding. Gene Ontology annotation, biological process: DNA-templated transcription. The transcript is spliced from 5 exons.